AACCUGCCUGACUGCUGAUCUCAGCUAGUCUCUCAGUCUCUCCUCUCUCUGUCUUCUUCUCUCUCUCUCUUUUCUCUCUCUCUUCCUCCUCUCAGCCGCCUCCACUGCAGGCCAGGAGCUAUCCAGUGCUGAACAAGUGAAUUUUUUCUUUUUUUCAGCAGUGUAAGCGUGUGUGUGUGUGUACAGUAGAAGGCACACACACAGUAUUGUACCAUCAGACAUCUCUCUCUUCUCCUGCGUGCUCUUCAUUUUUUCUUUAUGUAGUCACUGUUUUUUGUUUUUUUUUGGGACGUGGAUCUUUUUUUAUACACUGGAUUUCAUUCAGGAAGAUUUUCACCAGGGUUUUUUUUUCUGUCUGCGGCCGAUGUGAAGGAUUUCUGGUGCGUCUGUGCGACCGUGUGUGAACCAUGCCUCGCUCAUUCCUGGUGAAGAAAAUCAAACUGGAUGAUUUCUCCUCGUCUCCUGUGUCAGCGUCUAACCAUCAUCAUCUCAAUGAUUCCUUCACACGCUCUCGCUCCAGCCUGGGUGUCCGGCUUUGCGAAAAUGGCUACAUCCAGGAUUACAUCAGCUCUUCUGAAUACACAGAGGAGAAGCAGGCCGACAUGAAGCUAAGCUCAGAUCCACUGUACUCCCCAGUCAGCAGCGGAGGAGGGGAGUACUGCCAACCGGACCUGGAGCACCCGGACAGCCCCCAAUCUGGCCUCACGGCCCGCGAAUACUUCAGUAGUGAGAGCGAAUCUCUCAGCGAGGGCUACACCAUGGACGCGUUUUUCAUAUCUGACGGCCGUUCAAGGAGGAAGGGAGAGGUCGCGGAAGCAAGUAAAGUUGCCGAUGACGAGAAAGAAGUGGCGGCAGUGAACAACGGAGGUCCCCGACACAGCUGCAAUGAGUGCGGAAAGACCUACGCCACUUCAUCCAACCUGAGCCGACACAAGCAGACCCACCGCAGCCUUGACAGCAAGAUGGCACGCAAGUGUCCCACCUGCAACAAGCUUUACGUGUCCAUGCCGGCUCUGGCCAUGCACAUCCUCACUCAUGACCUCAAGCACAAAUGUCACGUGUGCAGCAAAGCCUUCAGCAGGCCCUGGCUGCUUCAGGGGCACAUGAGAUCACAUACAGGAGAAAAACCCUUCGCCUGUGCCCACUGCGGGAAAGCCUUCGCUGAUCGGUCCAACCUACGAGCGCACAUGCAGACGCAUUCGUCCUUCAAACACUACCGCUGCAAGCGCUGCAAUAAGACCUUCGCGCUGAAGUCCUACCUGAACAAGCACUACGAGUCCGCCUGCUUCAGAGGCUCCGGAGACGAGGACGAGUCUGGCUCCGAGAUUUAACAAAAGAGAAAAGAUGAAGAUGAGUCAACGCUCUCAAAACCCCCCCACAGAAUCCCUUCACAGACCCCACAUUCCCUUUUUUAGAAAGCAAUAUUUUCACCAAGAAAAAAACCAAACCAAUCCAAUAAUAAGAAGACAAUAAUGAAUAGAUGCUGGAUUUUUUUCUUUGGUAAAAAAAGACCCUCUCAUAUAGACGCGUACAAUUAUGAGGCCUGGCAUGCAAAUUUAUAUGAACAUAAUACUAUUAAUAAUGAUAGUAAUAAUAUUUAGAUUCCUGAUGUUUUAUAGUAAAUCAUAAAAAGACAUAAAAAAAGGACAGCAACAGGUUUGUGCUUUUUGAGAAAUGAAAUCAAUUUGUAUUUUUAUGCUGCUCUUUUAUUUUGAAUUCUUUUGCAACUGCCAACAUGAACAUUUUAUGAAAAUGUGAAUAACGACAGCAUUUGCAAAAAAGAAAAAAAAAAAGAUUGUAGACCUCUGAAAAGGUACAAACUUUUGUUACACUUUUGGUAUUCUGUUUAUAAUUGUUAUUUUUAUAUUCAAAGUUUCCUGCAGUUUCUUGGUUCCAUUAUUUAUUUGUUUAUUUAUUUAUUCUGCCAAUCAUAUCCAGUAACUAUGUGAGGAGAGCAACCAUCACUCUGUGUUUAACAUACGGAGGAAACAGCACUCAAGACUAAACAUUUCAAUGAUCUCCAAACAUUCAAAACAUUCAAAAUACAGACGACAGGGAUUUUCAACAACAUCUCUGCUCGCUCUGCUGAGCUUCCUCACACUAAAACAGACUGCAUGUGCUUCAGAUGCCUGGAGCUCCGCCCCUUGUCUUCCUGCUCCAUGAAUACCUCACCCAGAGGCAGGUAUGACCUCUAACCUCUGCUCUGUCCACGCUCUUAUAGCACCCAUCACACAAACCUCAUUUCUACCAUUCCAGUAUUGUUGUUGAGUAUUUAUGUAUUUAUUAAUGCACUAUUUUCAUUUUCUUAUUUAUUUCAUGUGUAUUUAUUUAUUUAUGUACCUAUCUAUCUACUUAUUUAUUUAUUUGGUUGAUUAUUCUCUGUGUUAUUGGAUACUGAACUGCCGUUGACCUUUUAAGAUGCUGCUCUUUAAUGAAAAUCUUUAUAUGCAUGAUUCAGCUGUAGAGGGAUUUUAUUCUUUUUUUUUUUUUUUUUUGAGAGGGAUGGUAUGCAGUGUUUGAAAGCAGAUGAAUUCAGGUGUGAUGCUUUGUUUAAUGGGCAAUAAUUUAUCUUAGGAACAGCAACUUGUAUAAUCACAGCUGUCCUGUUAGCAGUCAAUGUAGGGCAAUAAACAAAAAAAACUCCUUAAUAUCUCAAAGGUCAUUCUCUCCAUUUCGUCGUUUCUAGAACUCCAUUUCUUGCUAAGACCAUCCAGAAUGUCUACAUGAUGUGAUGUGUGACUCCACCCACAUUUGUGACAUCACAGUUCAUCUCAUUGCCAAAUGCUAAACAAUUUAGUAAUCGAGAAAUCUUUAACAUGCUUACACCAACAAAAACAUACAUUAAUAUUAGUGCUGUCAAAUGAUUAAUCGCGAUUAAUCGCAUCCGAAAUUAUUUUUUGUUUAUGUAAUAUAUGUGUGUGUACUGUGUGUAUUUGUUUAUAAAUACAAACACAUGCAUUUAAGAAAAAUAUGUCAAUAUAUAUUUAUAUUUAACAUAAAAUUUUAUAAUAUAAACAUAUAAGUGUAUAUUUUCAAAAUAUAUACUGCAUAUGUUUGUAUUUAUAUAUGCACAAUAAAUGUACACACACAUAUAUUACAUAAACAAAAAAACUUUUAUUCUGGAUGCGAUUAAUCGUGAUUAAUCUUUUGACAGCACUAAUUAAUAAAUGAAUCCCUCAAAGUGCAAAUCGAACUCGACAGAUAAUUAAAUUCCUGUUCUUUUUGUACUUUUUAAAAUAAUAACAUUUUAAAAUAAAUUUUAAUUAGAAAAUCAGCAGCAAUAAGCCUUUUUCUAUCAGACUUUUUACUAUUAUCACAGACUUAAUAAAACUGUCUUAUGUCUCAGCAAUAGUUUUGAAUGCAAUUAUAAAAAGACUAACCCACAGCAUGACAUAUUUCAUGUAUUUGGCUUUAGCUGUCCAAAUAAAUCCCAUCAUAAGCUAUAAUAAGCUUUUAUUAGAAUUUCAGUGACAUGUAAAAUAGAAGUCCCAAAUCCUAGACCCAGAAAUAAUGACCCCCCAGAAUGGCCAAUCAGGAUAGAUUAUUCAUUGUUUGGGAGAAAAUAGUGCUGGGUUCAGGACAGAGAUGAAACAAAAUAGAGGCUUAAUGGGAGCAUUGAUGGAAAUAGCUGAGCAUAUGGCGCCAAUGUGCUGCUGCCUGCAUAAUAAAGAUCUGAAAGAUGUUUGGAGAUGAAAGGAUGAGAUGUGCAAUCAGAACGCGACAGUGUAAAUCAGCUGUCUCCUUGCUGUCUCUCCUGUGAAGCAGAAAAAGCAGAAACAAAACUGCUAAUUUUAUAAUAAAAAUUAAAUUUAGCACCAUCAUGAGAAACCUCGCAUACGACAAUAUGCAUCAGCAUAUGAUGCAGCUCAUGUCAGAGUAAAAAGAGGCUGUGUCCACCCCACUAAAGGGUAAACAGGUGUUGCUGGACAGACAGUAGUCUGAGAGCAUAACUGAGUCUGAGUUUGACCUUUUGAGGAAGGUCGAGCAGCUCCAGUCAAAGGCUCUGUCAGCGUUUUGCAUAUUGUAAAAAAAAAAGUAUGGCACAAUCUCAUUAAUGGGCCAAAACCUGUGGGGAAUAGAUAAUGAGUUUCUCCUCCCACUUUUCUUCUCGUCUUCGCCUCUUUUCCACCCAUUCCUGACCUAAUACAUUGGCACACUGUGUCUCAACGUGUCCUAGCUAGGUUCUUCAUGGUAUUUCACACGCAUUGCUGAUGGACAUCAGUGUCAGAAACAUAAUAACAACUAUUAAAAUAAAAAAUGCACCUGCUGG
Carassius carassius (crucian carp) is the source of this 4270-nucleotide messenger RNA. RefSeq names its product scratch family zinc finger 2 (gene scrt2). Gene Ontology annotation, molecular function: RNA polymerase II cis-regulatory region sequence-specific DNA binding; DNA-binding transcription factor activity, RNA polymerase II-specific. NCBI's taxonomy places the organism in Eukaryota, Metazoa, Chordata, Actinopteri, Cypriniformes, Cyprinidae. The coding region runs from base 408 to 1331 and encodes 307 amino acids. The transcript has 2 exons. The record is from RefSeq and is a predicted model, not a curated record. Gene Ontology annotation, biological process: regulation of DNA-templated transcription.